This is a messenger RNA of Rhipicephalus sanguineus (brown dog tick), 663 nucleotides long. Its product is annotated as signal peptide peptidase-like 2A. Gene Ontology annotation, molecular function: metalloendopeptidase activity. The record is from RefSeq and is a predicted model, not a curated record. Gene Ontology annotation, biological process: proteolysis. The transcript is spliced from 5 exons. The coding region runs from base 1 to 663 and encodes 220 amino acids. Lineage: Eukaryota; Metazoa; Arthropoda; Arachnida; Ixodida; Ixodidae.
AUGUCCGGACUUCGGCAGCUGGUGUCUCUCAACUUCGAAGUCUGUGCCACGUAUGGCACCAUCGUGCACGAACUGUUGCACGUCCUUGGACUCUGGCAUGAACAGUCGCGUGCUGACCGCGACCGAUACGGGGAGAAUGGAAAACUAGGAGUCGUCCGCGUGGCCGCGAAGGGCGAGACCUUCUCUUUCUGCCUCAAGUAUUUCCCUUCGUUCAAGAUGCUACCAGAAGAUAAAUCGGAAGCGGAGCCCCGACAGCUGGUGAACAUGACUGCUCAGGACGGGUGCCUGCCACUGCGCAAGAUCAACCUGACCAACAAGGUGGCGCUCAUUCGGGACUUAGGGCACUGCCCACUCGAGACUGUUGCCAAGAACUUCCGGGAAGUCAAGGCCUACGGUCUAGUUGUAGGCCUCUCCGGCAGCAAACUCGACGACGUAGUCUACGAAAGGCAGUCAUCUGAGUCCCUCGACAUUGUUGUCGGAUUCGUCAACAGAAGGAGCUUAUCAAAGUUGAUGAAGCUGAUGACACCGAAGGAACCGCUGCCCACUCAACUGUUCACAAAGGAGCCUGAAGUCGACAAAGGGCUCCUCAUUGUUUGGUGUAUCGCUACUUUCAGCGUUGCCAUGGGCGCUUUGUGGGCAGGAAUCAUCAGUAACCAGCUGUAA